Molecule: messenger RNA, 12438 nt
Organism: Phytomonas sp. EM1
Lineage: Eukaryota; Euglenozoa; Kinetoplastea; Trypanosomatida; Trypanosomatidae
Source: the annotation of a GenBank genome assembly
AUGCAUGAAGAAAAUAGUGGUUGCUUAAGGCCCAUGCCAGGUCCACAACCCGAGCUAGUCUUCAAUAUCAAUUUGUUACCAACAGAACCUUAUGCGAAUCUUAACAAUGAGGGGCUUCCCCUUCAUUCCACAACAUACAGUGCAAAACGUUGCCCACCUGCACGCUUCCAGGAUGGAUCAGUCUAUAUACAAGAUUCCUGCGACGCAAGCAGCAACGGUGGGGGCGCUGCCAAAAUUCGUAGUUUCGAUAUGAGUGACUUCACUCUUUCGCAGGUGUACACGAUGGGAUACCGCUCUUACUUACACAAGAAGAAGCAAACGGAUGAGUCAACGUUUCACUUUCCCGCUGCUCCGCCGGACUUUGAUGGGAGUGCUCCAACGAACCUUGAGGCGGUUGCUCAAUAUGUGGAUAGACUAGCGAUCGCCUACAAGAGUGUUCGUGGACUUCCUACACCAUUUGAUAUGUAUGAUCAUAUCAUCCUAGAGGCUGUUGAUAAUCUAUCGAACACCUUUAUGAAUCAGAUACAGCAAGCUAACAGCACUAAUUCCCCACCUCCUCGGAGUAACGCCAGUUCGCAUACCCCGCCUGGUUCAUCUCCAAAAGAAGAAUCAUCAUCUAUUGUGUUGGUGGAUCAAAAACUGUCUAUGGAGUCCUUCAUUGUGUCGCUUUCAUUGUCUAAUCUGCAGCGCAUGAGCUGUCGGGAAAUGAAAAUUUUGUUCGACCGGUUUCAGGCUGCCCCUUACGUGGCUUCUGCCGUGGAUGCUGACGUCGUCGCAUCGGUUUUAACCGACUUCCACGCGAUUCUUAUGCGGGAGGAGACACCACAUGACACGCAAAGCCAUCUAAUUUCACUGGUUGGCAUGUUAGUAAGCUCGCGCAGUAAUAUUAACGAGGUUCUUCAGUACCUCAACAUCUUGGAGGAGUUUCAUACGACGUACGCCAACAUUUUACCCAUGUACGUUCCAUUCGCAUCCCGUAUCAUUGACACCUUCACGUUUCACUCGAAAUCCCUCUGCCCUAUUUUGUCCCCAAUCGACUGCUUUCAAGAGGAGGACCAGAGGCUGAAGGUCAACUUGUCUGAGGGAACAACCAUGCAGUGUUUCUGUGUGAGCUCUGAUGGGAAGCUUCUCGCGGCAGCUACACUCAGGGGGCUGGAAGUAUAUGAAGUAGCCUCUGGCCUUCCCGUGGCCAAUAGGGAGUCUGGUGCACCGGAGGGCGCCAAGAGCUACUGGAGUAUAACCUUUUCGGAGGAUUUGUCGAGCCUCAUCUGCUCGGAUAUCGCCGGCCUUAACCACACCGUCUAUACGAUUCAUUUGAAUGUAAUCGAGGAGAUACACACAACUGAAGUAUCUAUACCACUUGAUUACAAAAGCGGUGUGAUGGUGAUGCAAACGUCGCCACUUCUGCCCAGUGGAAGCAAUCAAUCUUUAUAUUUCUUUGAACUUGGAUCUUCCUUGGCAGAGAUAGAGUGCGCAACGAGCGAUCCAAAGGAAUCUUUCACAAUGUUUGCACAUGUCCAUCAAGACUUUGUCGGCACCCUGGCACAUUUUUUCACAGACAGUGGUGAAAUUGUUGUGAGCGUCACGCGGUGUUGUUUCAAGCUUAGCCAGAACGGUGCCUCGUGCUACGGCAUAGCCUCGAACAACUCUCCGUGGCUUUAUGUACAUGUUCGAUGGCUUAAAGGGACGUGGUCGUUGGAUGUGAAUGCUGCCAUCGUGGAGCUUUCUGGUGCGCGCAACGACCAGCAAAAGUCUCUGGUCAUCCACAAGGUUUUGUGUUUCGAGGGUCUGGGGCACGUCGGGUCCUUUGCGCUGUGGCUGGACUCCGACGACGCCAGCGUUGUUGCGAUGUACCGGAGGGAGCGGCGACUAGAGUCUGGCACUGCGCUUGUGAAUUUUCCUUUGGAUGAGGGUAUGGGACUGUGGGUGAAGGAAACUGUGUCCUGUACCGCCUUCACGAUCCCCGAAGCACACUGCGCCUGGGACGAGAACGUUCUCGUUCCCUGUAUAUCGUCACCCGAGGAGGAUGUUCCUGGAAAGAAGUCCAACGUCUGUAUGGAUCCAAAGUUACUCCUCGAAAGCAAGACAUUGUCAAGUAGCUUUAAGAUCUACAUGAUCCUCCCCUCACGCGUCAAGGGGGGGGAUGAUAUUGUAAUAGUAGUUGAUCGCGCCACCAGGAAGAUAACCCGUGUCUCACACUGCCCUCGCUCUUGCUCGGAGAACAUCUAUGCGCUGCUAUCGGACGAGUCGAAACUGUUUGUGUACCAGCAGCGUUUUUCAGCCUUCAGCUCCGUUCGUUUACAUUCCAUGCAGUGUAAACUGAGUGAGUUGGCCAGCAGUGGUCUUCUUGACGCAACUUUACCCGUCAAUUCCAUUCGCUGGUUUCGACAUGAGUGGUACAAGAAAAUUUACAUGGAGGUCUUUGAGUUACAUCGUAUUCCUCUUGCGAACACGCCGCUGUCUUUUACGAAUCUUUUUGCACUGGCGGACUCUUUUAAAAAUAUCAAAGCAAGUACCGAUAAGCUCUAUGUGGUGGCUAUUCUCUCCCUGACGCUGGUUCACUUUCAGAUGCUUAUAUCGGCGGAUGAGAAGCAUAUCUCCAGGAUAGCCACCCUAUUGAAGAGUUCUUGCAAGCAAAUAAUGGAAAUGUUCCCUGAAAAAAUUAUCAACGAAGCUGCGCACGAACUUCUAAACGCCGCAACCUGCAAGUCCCUAACUCUUAGCGAUAAGGUACAGGCACUUCUCGACCCGGACAUGCAACGCAGCGCCGCAACGCUCAAACUCUAUGUCACGAAGGAAUCUCUCUUCACACUCAUCCAUCACAUCGUCACACACUCACCAGCCGUACUCACUGAUGUGGCACGACGUCUGAUAUCGAUGGCGCGAGCAGAGGCGGCAUCCUCAAGCAGCACUGCUGUUGCAAAGCCCAUUACACGACUCAUGACGAGCUUCGUACUCUUGUGUGUGAAGGAGCUGAUGGCGUACGAUGGAUUUGAUGAAAUCUCGCAGCUGGUUGAGCUUUUUGUUGAAUUUGUUGAACAGGAGCUUCCAAAGGCGGGCACAGGUGUACAAAUGCAGAACACCACUCUCCACACCGGAUGCAUCCCACUCUUCAUCGUCGUGGCGCAUUUUUGUCCAUGGGUGUUGACACCAAAGAUUGAAGAGGGCUUGCUGAACAUCAUGCAUGCGCUGAAGGGAAAGUUUGGAGAUAAAGAGGUCGUCAGCUUCACAACUCGCGAGGCUUGCUACGUAUUUCCACCGAACCGCGAGCGAGAGGCGAUGUGGCGCUUCGCCAUUGACCUUUCAGACGCGAGUAGCGUGGCUGUGCAGAAGGAGUCACACAUGCCGUCACUGAGCAUCAUCCGCAGCGACAGCACCGCCUUGCAUCGAAACAAAAUCGAAAUGAGCCGAGAGCGAACCUUCUUGAAGUUGGAGGGUGGCCAACUAAUUUUUUUUGGAAGCGGGGAGAACAACUUCACCAUCAACGCACAGUUUGAUUUUUGCGUUCCCACCUCAUGGGAGAGCACGCUUAGUGAUUGCAUUCACAACCUCCUGGUAUCCCACGCGCGCCACUUGAUCCACAAGCCGAAAACCAACGACGUCUUUGUUCCCCCAAUGCUGCGUCACGGUCUCAACGCAGACGCCUUGUGUCGCCACGGCAUCAAGCUAGAUAUUAGGGAACCCCAAAAGACUACUUUCGCGUUCGAUAUUCUGAACAACGUCGGUGGCGGCAAGGCAUUCGUAGACCAGGUGUAUCAGAGUAUGCGGGGCAGUAUUGUACCUUCGAUGCGUCCAGCGAUCCAGGCGCUUCUUGCAAUUCUCAUCCAUGCUGGUGUCAAUGCUCAGCAGGCGGAAGAUGAGCUCAAGCUGCGCUGGUUUAGCGGAGAGUGGGGUGUAAAGCUCCAGGGUCCUAAUCGGGACGUCACGCGUACUUUUUUGAGCGACUUUGCGAAUUGGUUUAUCAGCUCUGUCUACUACCAGAUGGAGGGAACGGUGGUGACGUUUCGGCGUGGCUCGUUCGAUCGUCGGCUCGAGAACUCGUUGAACAACUCUAGGUCUAUCUCAGAGCGGCACCGCUCCACCAGCUCCCGUCGAAGUAUUUUCAAGCACUCCCAGCAGUCAGACACGUUGGACCAACUCAAAACGCUCUUCGCACGAGAGGUGACCCCAGCGGUGCUGGAGGCGGUCCUUGUCGAGCGCACGCAGGCGGCUCUCAAAAUAGUACAUAGCAUUUCACUCCUGAGGAAGCUCCUCCGUCUGGAGGAUCUCGAGCAGACGUCGGAGGCGUCUACGCUUUCCGUCCUGGACGUGCUAUCGAGCUUUGUGAACGUAGAGAGUGGGACGCACUAUAUCGAAAGUCUUAGUGGUGCUGGGUUUGAUUUGCAGAUGCAGGUGCGCAUGUCGUUGCACAGCGUCCUCGUGCGGUGCCAGGAGCUUCUGCUUGGGAGGUGCCCGAAGAAUAUCGCCCCACAGGCGGUGUUGACCGAGCGCGCUACCAACGGGACGGCUACAAUGCAAUUACUGAGCAUCCUGUGUCACCCCUUUGACGCCCUCGACGCAGAGAUUUUUAACGCAAACUUUGGUAACGAAAAUGAUGUACUUAAGCAACUGGAGAACCAUAUUUGCAUUCUAACGACUAACCUUAUGCAGAUGAAUCCGUGGGAUCUGCACAAGGAUAAUGGCUCGGAUUCGUCGGCGCUCGAGGACCGCGAGUUCCGCUUUGAACCCAUGGGAGAGGUCGACUUGAACUCGAUCAGUUGCAUUUAUCCAAAUGACUUUACAAUUGUCAUUCCGCAGCUUCAAGCGUCUCGGUCUGAGGAGGGUGUUUUGAUUGAAAACAAUAAUAUCAAUAGCGUUGAGCUUAGUGCUGAUGAAGGGUGGCCACUCGCGUGGAAAGAUGGUCUACCACGUGUCUUCUACUACGAAGUGAAGAUCAAGUCUCUGGUUUGCAAGUUGGAUGUAGGACUCACCGUAUCGAGGCUAAGCUUUGGCAUGGUAAGGUUGGAUUCGCUUUAUUUCUAUAGCAGCUCAGGGGAGACGCAUAGCGUUUCUUUUCCGAUGUUCGGGGAGGACGACACUGUUGGCUGCGGUUUUAUCUCGACAAACCGACGUAUCUUCUUCACGCUGAACGGCGUGCUCCUGGGCCUCAUGGACACUGUGCCAGACAAGCAAGACAUCCUCUUUCCUACGCUACGCUUCAGUGAGCGAUCUGGGGCCAAGGUGCUGGUGAAUUUUGGCACUUCGACCUUUGCGUAUGACUACCAGCAGCUGCACCCUGCACUAAAUCUGAGGAGGGGGCCAACAUGGUACCGUGUGGCCUCGACCGCGGCAACUACACUGCACCACAUCGCCGCGCGCGCCUGUUUGAUGCAAGAAGCGCGUAAAUCAAGCGCUAGUGUUUUCUUAACGCACUGUUUCGAGGUAGUAUGCCGAAACGUGAGCAAAGUGACGACAUUCCUUAUGAAUACAGGGAUUGGCAGCGCCGACCAUUCCGACUCUCAUACACGUAUCAAGCAGUCCGUUAUCUUUGCUGUCGCGGAGUAUUCGAUUAUGCUUCUCAUCGCCACCAUACGGCAUAUCGUCAACACCGGCGCGCUGUACAAUCCUCUACCUGAGGUGGUCGGUGAAAUGAUCUUUGACGCGGUGUCGGUGCUAAUGUUGCUGCCACUGCGUUCGACUCAGGUAGCGGUCAUCAGUGUGUUACCGGAGAUUAUUCCACAUGUUCGUCAUCAACCCGAUGGAAACGCCCUAGCAAAUCUUGUCCGCACCCUCUUCCGUCAUGCUAACGAUCCCGCAGCGGAGUCACCCCAUAUCAUCCCUUUUACGCCGACGUGGUGCGAGUGCGACCCGCGCUUCAUGUCCAUUGUGAAUGUUCAGUCUGCCUGCAUGAGUCCUGAGUCUCAGCGCAGUAUCGUGCUUGGGAAUGUGCUACCCCGGACCGGUGUGGUCUCCUUUUCCGUCAAGAUUAACCGCCGUAACAUGUCCAAGGGUCACUCACUUAAGGGAGGAUAUUUUAUAGGCGUGUCCGUAACCCGGUUGAGCCCGCUCUCCCCGACAAGCAAUUCCCAAUCCUGGAAGACCGUGAAACCACCCAUUGUGUGGGCGAUGCAUGACACCUCGCCCCAGCUCCCGCAUGCCACCAACCCCAUCGUCAAGGCAAACAACUUCCAGCGGACGUUUGGUAACGACGACAUGAUUCGCGUGGUGGUGGACCGUGAUAACCGCACCGUCGACUUCUACCGCGACGAUGAGCUGUUAAGAACGCUCUUUAGCAAUCUGCCCGCAGAUAUCGACCUCGUCCCAUUCGUCCAGCUCUACAACGAUGACGCCUCCGUGACCAUCUACCCGGGAGAGAUGACGUCCCCGAUCUCAACCUCCACCCUUCUCAGCGCCGCGUCCGUAGAUGUUCUUCGUGCGAUGCUGAUGUUGGAGCCGUUCCAGUUCUUGGUUGCGAAAGGGCUUUGCAAUGAGCUGGAUAUGCACGCUUACCCUAAAGUGACCUUGGCGCUCUUCAAUAGUUUGCCAGAUCGGCGCAUGUUGCAGCUGCGGAGUCGCACGGGAGAGGAGUUUUUCAUCACGGUAAGCCGCGUUGGUGACAUGCGGUGUAAAUUUUCGAUCGGGAAUGAGGCGAAUUACGAACAUCUUUACAACCUACAUACCCCCGCUAACCCAAAGAUCACGUGCUCUUUGGACACUCAGAAUCUGUCUGGUUCCUCGGGCGGGUUGGCAUUGUGCAUCGGGAGGCUUGUGGCGGCUGUGCGGCGUAUUGUGCUUCCAUUUAUAACAACUCAAGCACUGUCCGCUCUUGAGCAUGAACAGCGUUUGAAGAUUAUUGAUGAAGAAAAAGAGCGGUGGGAUUUUCUGUUCCAUGGCCUGCGCGUCGGCACCUUCAUUAACAUCCAGCGUAGCUCACAGAUGAAGGCAAUUUUCCCGACACCCAACACUCCCAUCGACUAUACGUUUUCGGCAGCAAUGUCGCAUCCGAGCUUCUCUAUGCCACGGACGUAUUGUGGCCGACUAGCCACCAUUCCGAGCGGCUCUGAGAAUAUCACAACUCCUUUUAUCACUAUCGCCGAUCCAGCCGUUCCGUUGCAAGGCACAUUUAGUAUCCGCUGUCAGUUGAUCCGCGGUCACAACGGACAAAUUCUUGGUGGAGGCUAUUACUUUGGGUUGUGCACAUCAUCAUUUAACUGGAAACGCAAAGAUCUCAACAGUGGUGUUCCCGAGGUGUGGGCUAUACAUGACAUGGACGACGCUCCGUGGCGCUUGCGACAUUUUAGCCCCACCUGCACCCUGCCGAUAGCAGCGGAUCCUCGGUGCGUUAUUGUCAGCGGGGACAUCAUUCGUUUGGAAAUUAACCGAGACGAAGGUACCAUGCGCGCUUUCCGAAAGCCCUUCGAUGGUGAUGAAAUUAGCUUUGGCAUCAUUUUUGACAACCUUCCUAAGGGAAAUCUUCACCCUUUUGUACACCUCUUCAACAUGGACUCCGUUGCUGUGCUAUUACCCUCUAAAAAUAUGGAUUCGGCCUUGCGCUUUACGGUCCAGCAACCCCUCUUCUCGACCUAUUCCUUUAAUGAACGUCGCUACUGCGACGGCUGCGCGGCGCAGCACGUGGAGUCACGCCUUGGAAAGCAAUGGUACAAGUGUGUAGAAUGCGCGGACUACGCCCUUUGCAAGGACUGUUUCGAUCUAUGUGUCCAUUCACAUCAUACAUUUACAGAUAUGGGUGCUUAUUCCCUAGUGCACACCAAAACCCCACCGAAGAAAAUCAUCAAAGGAAUGCAAGUAGUGAUCCCAUCUACAAGUUGCAUGUACCUCCGCAGCAGCGGGUGCCGCAUGGAUGAAGAAUGUAUCAACUGCGUCGCUGAGUCGAUCGAGGAUAACAGCUUUGCUAUAUGGGGAUUGGUAUGCAAAGGACGGGCUCACUUCACAGCAUCGAUUGAGACUCUUGACAAUAGGCCACUAAGGGCCGAUCGUCUUGUGUUCAUCGGAGUGGGCUUGACGAAUGAAAUUAUGCAACUUUCACGUGAAAAAUUGCUCAACAGGUGCUUUACUCCAUCUUCGUCGAUUCUGACAUACUGCAACUAUUACUCAAUGCGGCGCAGGGUCAACGGUGAAAACCGCCACUCGCACGGCUUUGAUAACGGCUCAACUAUCACGAUUGACAUUGAUGUCAUAAAAAGGACUGCAACGUUUAUUCGUGACUGGAUUGUGGUGGAUACAUGCCCUAUCGAGUUUCUGACCUCGGGAUCCAACCAUUAUGUUGCCCUCUGCUUCUUUGUCGUAUUCGAGAAGAAGGGUGUGAAGAUUAUGAUCAGGCCAGACAGUGGGAUGACUAUGACCGCUCGUGUGGAAGAAGCAAAUGGAAGCAUAGUCAAAGUCAGCGCUCCAGACUCGCGGAUUCGGUAUGUAACUACAGAAAACUGUCGCCUGCCGCUGCGGCAGUGCGAGGUGGCGCCAGCUAUAGGGAGGCUAGGUUACACUUAUAUCGAUAAGCGUUUGGUUCAGUGCCGCGUAGUGGCUUUAGAAAAGGGAGAGGUGAAGCUGCGCUUGGUUAAAGAUGACUGUAUACACAAGGUUUCUCUUUAUCACUUUCUCGUUGACGAACACGAUGCCAUCGCCGAUGAGCACCUUAUUCAAAAGGAGUCCGACGAGAAUGGUGCGACGUUGUUGGAUGGCUUUGUUGUAUCACGACUGCUUCUGAUCUUAUCUUGUCUCUGCGAAAAAGAAGAGCUCUCACCUCUGGUCAUACAGCACGGUACGGAGUUGAUCAAUCUGAUCAAGGGUUUGGCUUCCGUGCAGAUAAGCAACUAUACGCCACUCAACUUUCUAAGCGAGAUUCGUACCCUUAUAGCAGAAACCGCGAGCGCUGUGCAAUGGUUCAACCCUACACAGCGUCUUGGAUCUUUUGUGCCAACCCUUGGGAUCGACGAUCGUAAGCGCCGGUUCAAGCCAGGCAUGCUCGUUCAGUGCACCACCACGGGGGGCUCACAAGAGGUUUACCGAGUAGUUUCGCGAAAAGGGGAAAUGUUGACGCUGGUGCACCUAAUGACAUUGGAAUCCAUGGAGAUACCUCACAAAAAUUGCAUCCCGGUAAAGCAAUCUAAUGGAAAGCCGUGGUACAAGGUGAACAACGGUCUUCCUUGCAGUUUCCGUGAGCAUACGAUUCGGUUGACGCAGCCCAAUUCUGGGAGUCGAAGCGUCUCGAUCGAGGGAGUGUGGCAGGGCGAGUUUGCCUUUCCAAAAUCUAAAGCUAUUUUAUUUGAUAUGACGCUGGACAACAGUGGAACUGGCACUGCGCUCUUAAACAUCCAUGGUCAUAAGGUUGGAUAUCGCGCCAUUUACGGCCACAUCGAGUAUCAGCGUAUUGUUUACCUGUGCUUAACACGAGACGAUCCUCCUGGUAAAAAUACACCUUACCAGAUAGUCAACACCGAAAAUGUUGUUUCCUAUGUGAGGAAGAUGCAUCAAGUGAUGAGUGCGCUCACUCUUUCUGACGCUACUGAUUGCUACAUGGCAGAGUUAAGUGUAGAUGCAGAAGGGUUAUGCAUGAGUGGUGUAUGCUGUCAUUCGAAUGGCAAAACCGGCAGCUUGGUGUGCUACUGCCCUGACCGCCCGUUGCUUAUAUCCAGUCAUACUGACAUGGCACAUAUCGAGCCACUGCCAGACUGCGUUGAUACAAUUACCAUGACUAAGCCAUUGAGGAGUCUCAGUGAAACGAUACACCGCCUCGUUAUUCUUCUUGCGCGUCACCUUUACCUGGUUAUCUGCAGUAAGAAGAACAUCAUCUCUAGGGAGCUUGUAGAAAAUGUUUUUCUUUUCAACACGCAUCCACUCACAGAUCGAUUGAUCACCCGCUUUGUAGAUAUUCAUCAGCUGUUUUUGAUGAUAUCUGAUGCCUCUCAACGAAUCACGAAUCCUGACGUUAAGCCGUGGGACGCCGCAACGCUUUCGACCCUCAUCACCAAGACCCUCCUCCUGCGACCUGAGUCAUUGACUAAAGCGCCACAAAGUCUCAUUUGGGAUUCACUUCACGCUGUUGUGGUGGCGAUGCACCGCUGUGGGUGUCAGUUCAGACACGAUAUUCUGCGGAAAGUGACCGCCUUCGUGCGAAGUCAUCGGGAUACUGAACAGAGGCUAUACUGGCAACUCUUCGGCGCUCUUGUGACCUACUUUGACCGCAACACCUUCUCUUCGACUGCGCGAUUGGAUGACAUACAUAAGGAUGUUGCGGCAGGUGUCGACCUCAUCUUAAGCUUCAGGCCGCAAGAACCGUGGCACCUGCGGAAUAUCCCCACACAGCCUCUGCACUGCUUAGUGGACCUCUGGCGGUCCCUAGUUGAAGACCGGCCACUCCCUCAUGUGGUUGACGAAACAAACGACCCUCACGGGGAUAGUGAUCUCAACGUAGACGUGGUCUGCGCCUUCGGUGAUUAUAGCGACGAGGAGCUUAAGGUGGGGAAGGUUAUGAGCUCUAUUUCGGCAGUUCGUUCUGGGCAAUACUACUAUGAGGUAAUUCUCCCUGACCGUCUCAUUAGUCCAUUUGCUGUGGGGUGGGGCACCCAAGCUCAUUGUGAAGUGCCUAGUCAACACGUUGGUAGUGAUCGCACUAGCUUCUCCUUCAACGGAAGCGAGGUCAGCACGAAGGACACCAAAGAGGAUUACAAAGUCGCGCAGGAAAUCACCCCCGGCUGUGUGCUUGGGUGUCUCCUCAGGAUGGAAGAACAGGUUGUCGCGUGGUCCAUUAAUGGCACCCUUGGGCCUUUUAUUUCUAUCCCUAUCACGCCUAGCGAUAAGGGCCUCUAUGCGUUCGUGUCCACCGGGAUAUGCAGCGGACUGCGGGUGCGGCUGCGAGCCAGCGAGUUUGAGUUUGUGCCUGAUGGUUACACGGAUCUAGCGGGGCAUUACACCCGUGUCCUGAUCGCGACCUAUGACGAGUCCGUCCGCAGCAGCCUGCCAGUUCAGAGUCUGUCCUUCUACAGCCAGGUUGCCUCCUACUACUCAGAUGUCACGGAGUACAAGAAGGAGGAUAAGAAAAGCCUAAUGGAGGCCUCUAUGUCGGCCACCUUCAUGCUGCGAGUCGCCGUGAACAAUUUGUUCCUCCCAAAGUACCCGGCGCUUGUAGGGUUGUCCGAGGACACGCUGAAGGCGCACGAGCGCGUGAUCGAAACCGUUGAGAGUUGCAUGGCAACUGCGAGCCGCUUUGUAGACCUUGACAGCGACGUCAUCAGUGGAACGCUUUCUAUGGCUUUCUUAUACCUAAAGCCAUUGGUGCGGCGUUCUUUCCGCCAGAAGCUUCUCAUCAAUAUCCCUGGCGUCGAGAAGGCCACGUCGCCGCCAACCAUCUCCAUUCGUAUCACCGAGCUGUUCUCCACAUUGCCACGAACCCCUGAUGUCGCACUCCACCACACCGUUCUUUCGCAGCUAUAUAGACAGAUUGGGGGCUUUACCGAAGAGCAAUGGUCCCAGAGCCCGCUUUUCAAGGUUAAUCUCUACAUCAGCGGCUCAGGGCACGCACCGAUUGACAUGGGUGGGCCUUACCGCCAAGUAUGGACUUUUCUAGCAGAGGAGCUUGUGCGUCAUCCGGAUAAGUGCUAUCCACAUUCUGAUUUUCAUCGAAAUCCGCUCUUCUGUUUUGUAGACAACUCGCAGAGGGUGUCGCUUGUGCCAGACAACCUAGCCAACUCAUCACUCGAGCUGACCUUGUUUAAUUUCUUUGGUAAAAUCAUGGGCCACGCCGCGAGGGCUCACCUUCCAUUGAAUAUCGAUUUCUCUCCAUUUCUUUGGAAAUUUUUGGUUGAUGAUGCACUCAGCGUUAAGGACUAUUAUAAAUAUGUCGACGGCGUCGUCGAAAAUAGUAUGGAGGACGAUAAUUUUCUUUUGAGCGGUGUAGCGGAGGAGAUUAUUCCCAACUUCGCUGAAAACGUCAUGUGGCUCGAUGAAGAGGAGCUUAAAGGACAAAGGAUUGUUGAGCAUCGGCGCCGCAUUGCAGAAAACUGCCUUGUCCAUUCUAUGGACGAGCAACUGAAUGCCAUACGCUGUGGUUUGUGGAGUAUCUUGCCCCGCCGAGUUGUGCGUUGUCUGUCAUGGUGUGAUCUAGAAAGAUUAGUGUGUGGCGAAAGCAAUCCCACUAUUAAGGAACUGAGGCGUUACAUCCACACACAGCUGAACCCGGUGCGGGAGAAGUACUUCUGGAAAAUAUUGGAGGAGUUCACUGCGGAGGAAAAGGCUGCAUUGCUUUGCUUUUCCUCAGGGCAGCGCCGUCUACCCCUUAUUCGGCAGAUUAUUAUACAAGAAAAUAACGAAAGUGUGGAGCACUUGCCACGUGCUCAGUCGUGUUCAUCUCUUGUAACUAUACCACCCUAUACUUCUCUGGAAAUGUUUCGUGAAAAAUUACUCUUAGCUUUACAGCAUCAGGAUGAGAUGGAGUUGGCGUAG